This is a messenger RNA of Leishmania major strain Friedlin, 2217 nucleotides long. RefSeq names its product ribonuclease inhibitor-like protein. Lineage: Eukaryota; Euglenozoa; Kinetoplastea; Trypanosomatida; Trypanosomatidae. Bases 1 to 2217 code for a protein of 738 amino acids. Gene Ontology annotation, biological process: activation of GTPase activity; nucleocytoplasmic transport. Gene Ontology annotation, cellular component: cytosol; perinuclear region of cytoplasm; nucleus. Gene Ontology annotation, molecular function: GTPase activator activity; small GTPase binding. The record is from RefSeq and is a predicted model, not a curated record. The transcript has a single exon.
AUGGACGCUGCAAUGGACAGCGAGGGUUUCGCUCUGGGGCCCGUGGCAGCUUCGCGCCACGCUAACCCAGCCGUCGCAGCCUCCCUGCCACGGUUGACGGCGACGAUGGUAAAGCAGUCGUCGCAGUCGAUGCGGGACAGCUAUGAGGCCGAGUUAUACAGGUUCAAGAGCACCAAGAGCCAAGCGUUUUUACAGGAUCGCCAGGCAUACACUACAAACCUUCCGCGACUCUUGCCGGAAGGCAUCCCGUACACUGCCAACUUCAUCUCCUUCGACCAUCUGCGCGAGUGCGGGGCGCUGAGCGAGAUGCUCCAGAACCAGGUAAGCAUCAGCACCGAAGAUUUGCGACUUCUCUACGAGGCUCGGUGUCUCGACCAGGACCUCCCCCCUUCGUGGCAGCGCGAGAUGCGCUUCAUGGAACUCAUCAGCGCGAAAUGCAAAGGCCGAUUUUUUUGCCUGCCGGAGAACGGGUUCGGCGUUUGCUCCGCUGAGGCGCUGGCGGCAGUUCUCUCUCGCAACAGCCACUACAGUGUUCUUGAUCUUUCUGGAAACCGCCUGCGCGACGACGGCGCGCGCUUCAUCGCACAUCUCAUCAAGCGGAAUCGUACUCUCGUCCAUAUUGAUGUAGCCUCAAAUGAUAUCGGGCACGUAGGUGGGGUGCUCAUAGCCCGAGCCCUUCUCGAGAACAACACGGUCAUCUCGCUGGACAUUGGCGCGCGCGCUGGGGUGAACGGGAACCACAUCGGUACCCCUGGCGCAGAGGCUAUUGGAGAGGUGCUGCGGUCUAACGAGGUACUCGCCAGACUCAAUGUCAGCAGCAACGGUCUCGGUGCCGGCGGCGUAGCCUUCAUCGCCUCCGCUCUCGAGCGCAACAGCUCCCUCACGCGCCUCAAUCUCUCGAGCAACAACCUGGGCCUUGAAGGGGCCCGCGUCCUCGCAUCGGCUUUGGAGGCGGCACAUGUGACGCACUGGGAGCUUCAACGCAAUCACCUGGAUGAUAAGGGCGGUGCGUGCUUUCUCAACGCGCUAGCAGGGGCGAUUCGGAACGGGUAUGACGUCGUGGAGUACCUGGACUUGGACAACAAUGCCCUUGGCGAGGGCAGCGCCGAGGCAGUUGGCAAGGUGCUGGCUGUUUCCGGCUCACUAACCACCUUGCGGCUGAGCGGCAACCCACUUGGCGCGGGGGUGAAGGCGAUCAGCACGGGCCUGAACGAAAACCAUAGUCUGAGCUCCCUUCAUCUUUCCAUGUGCUCCAUUGAUCACAUCGGCGCCGCAGCACUUGGCGCCGUCCUCUGUGUGAACCACACACUUCGCCACCUCGACAUGAGCAACAACCGUGUCAAGGACGGCGGUGCUGUGGAGUUGGCGAAGGGCCUGGCAGUGAACAAGUGCCUCACAUCAUGGAACCUGUCGUCCAACCGCAUCGGCCACGCUGGCGGGCUGGAGAUGGCGAAGGCAGUGCAGAAAAACCGAACUCUGCGUCACCUCAACCUGCGCCGCAACUUGAUGCUGGAGGCGACGGGCGAGGCUAUCAGCGAUAGCUUUCGCGCUAACAAUACACUUGAGCGACUUGACGUGGCAUACAAUAACUUCUCUUACGUGUGCGCAAUGUCGAUUGAGCGCGCGUUGGAGCGCAACAGGGCAUCAAACAAGACGCUGCUCGUUCCGAAGCUGCAGGCAAACAUCGACGCCCUGGCGCCGAAGGAGAACGAGCUGGAGCGCGCUGGGGAGGAUAUCGAGGUGGAGAAGCGUAUGGUACGCGACCGUGGCGAGGAGCUGAUUCGGCGCGGUGAGGAGGCGCGUGUCGUGUCAGAGAAGCUUCGACGCGAGAUUGCGGAUCUGGAGCGCGUGUUCGAGAAGGCCAGCGCCGCCAGCGACGCCGCAGAAAACCUAUUCCGACUGACCGAGGACCGCGUCACGAACAGUCUGACAGAGCUGAAGAUGAAGCGGACCAACAUGGACGCCCGCAUCCAGCAGGAGAAGGACCGCCUCGAUCGCCUGCACCGCGAAUCAGAGAAAAUCCGGCGUCAAAUCAAGCACCUCGAGGAGGCUGAGAACGAGCGGCUGGCGCCGCUUCUGCGUGACCUGGAUGGGACGGAGAGAGACCGCACACAGGAAAUGGCCGACGCGAAGUUCGAGGGGGAAAAGCUUGCUGCCCUGGAGCUUCAACGAAAGGAACUUCAGAUCGCUGCGGGCAGACGCGCCAAGAAAAAGUGA